Molecule: messenger RNA, 2152 nt
Organism: Amblyraja radiata (thorny skate)
Lineage: Eukaryota; Metazoa; Chordata; Chondrichthyes; Rajiformes; Rajidae
Product: probable bifunctional dTTP/UTP pyrophosphatase/methyltransferase protein
Exons: 14
Coding region: 223-2094 (623 amino acids)
Molecular function (GO): nucleoside triphosphate diphosphatase activity; O-methyltransferase activity; protein dimerization activity
Source: RefSeq, a predicted model, not a curated record
AAAGUGUUGUUUGCACACUAUCCAGCCAGAUCAGAAAAUAUGUACCAUUGCAUUUGUUCUCAUGAGUGUGACUGUGAGUGUGUCCUGCUUUUGUGUGCGAUUGUCGAAGUGUGUUGUGUGCAUUUGUCUUGCGGUAUCUGUGGCUAUAUUUGUGGACCUGCCUGUCAGUACAUAUGCGUGUAUCCUGGUUAACACCUUGUAAAAUUAUAGAUCACAAUCAUCAUGGUAUUGAAUGCCGUCAUUUCCAAACUGGCUGGGAAACGCGUGGUUCUUGCCAGUGCUUCACCGCGUAGAAGAGAAAUUUUGAACAACGUUGGUCUUAGAUUUGAAGUGGUGCCCUCUUGGUUUAAGGAGACACUUGACAAGUCUAUUUUCAAAACCCCCUAUGGAUAUGCAAAAGAAACUGCAAAGGAGAAGGCCCUUGAGGUGGCAACAAGAAUGCACUUGAAACAUUUCAAGACUCCGGACAUUGUUAUUGGUGCAGACACUGUUGUGUGCAUUCAUGGUGACAUUCUCGAGAAACCUGCAAACAAACAAGAUGCAUACAAUAUGUUGUCAAGACUCAGCAAUGAAGAACAUAGUGUUUUCACCGGGGUUGCAAUUGUCCAAUGUAUCGGCAAAACUAAUAACCAGCUGGAGACCAACGUUACUCUUUUUCACGAAGAGACAAAGGUGAAGUUCUCGGAACUGUCUGAGGAGCUUCUGUGGGAGUACAUACACAGUGGUGAGCCAAUGGACAAGGCAGGUGGCUAUGGAAUUCAGGCGCUCGGUGGGAUGUUAGUUGAAUACGUUCAUGGGGACUUUUUGAACGUGGUGGGAUUUCCCCUCAAUCACUUCUGCAAGAAGCUGGCUGAAAUCAACAGUUCAUUGGAAAGCCAGUCUAUGGCAAGCAAUGCCACGCCUAGUGGUUCCGUAAACCAGGACAAGAUGAUGGAUGCAGAAAAGGGCCUGAAGUCUGACCAAACUACACCAAUGGAAGCGGAGCCAAAAGGUUUGGGUGCAACGCCACAAAACGCUACCUCUGAGGCACGAGAGUCGGAAGUGCCCGACAGUUUACCAAGGACAUCCGGCCACGUUGAGAUGAAUGAGGGCCUCCUCAAAGUGGCAGAUCUGGUGGAAGGUUUCAAAGCGUCAAAGGUCCUAUUCACAGCCACCAAACUGAAAGUAUUUGAUGUGUUGAGCACACAAGAUGGUUUAGAAGCUUCAGACAUUGCUCAGAGAUUAAAGACCACAGUGGAUGGGACAGAACGUCUCUUAGAUGCGUGCGUAUCACUGGGCUUAGUAGAUAAAACGCCAGGAACUUCACAAUUCUAUAAGAACACAAAACUGGCCAACAUGUUUCUGGUGUCAGACACUGCAAAUUCUGUGUGUGAUUAUAUUAGUUAUAAUAAUGAUCACAUUUGGCCACUGUUCACUCAUCUGGAUUUGGCUGUGAAAGAGGGGCCAAAUCAGUGUGCAUCAACUCCUGGGGCAAAGGCUACAGACUUAUUUCAGAAUUCAGAACAAAUGUUGUCUCGAAUGUCUGCCAUUAACAGUAUUAUCAAAGUGGUUGGGAAUGACAUUGUUUGGGCGUUUGAUCUUUCAUCAUUUAAAACUGCUUGUGACUUAGGAGGAGUUUCUGGAGUUUUGGCAUACGAGAUGGCAAAUGCAUAUCAAGAUAUGGUUCUCACACUGUUUAACCUGCCACCAUUGUUGGAAAACUUUAAGCGUUUCCAACGACAAAGUCAAAACAUGAGUCGAAUUUCUUUCCAGGAAGGAAACAUCUUCACAGACGAUAUACCGCAGGCUGAACUUUACAUUCUUGGGCAUGUUCUGCAUUACUGGAAGGAAGACAAGAUCGAUCUCCUGUUAAGCAAGCUCUCUCACAGAUGCAAACCAGGAUGUGGCCUUCUCCUGACUGAGAUUGUGCUGUAUGAUCGGAAGACCAAACCCUGCAGAGCCCUCCUGCAGAACCUCGGCUUGAUGAUGGAGAGUGAAGGGAAGGAGAGGAGUGGGUCCGAGUACAGGAAACUCCUACAUAACCACGGCUUCACAAACGUGCACAUCAAGCACACAGGAACUAUUCUGGAUGUCAUUUUUUGCACGAAGCAGUAAUUCUUCUCACAGAACUAGUUGGUCGUUUAAUAUAAAGGAAGGAACUGCAGAUGCUGGU